UUCUUAUUUAUUUGUAUUUUUCUGAUUACGAAAACGCCAUGUGAUAAGAGGUGGAUUUCUGGGACUCUGACAGAUAUUAAAAGGAGGAACCGACAGUCGAGAGUCAGUCAGAGAUACUGGGUGGAAAUGAAGCUGUUUUACCUUCUUUGUCUUGCAGUUCCGUUGUUGGAGGCGGCACAGUUGUGUCAGCCAGACUCACGCGGCGUCAGACGCUUCAACGGCAAGCCGUGCGCCAGCACCACGCGCUAUGUUGACGGCCACAAAGGUGCCUGUGGCUGUGGACAAAAAGGAUCAGACACACCUUUUCCCUGGAAUAUCCAGAAACACGUGACAGCCCCAUCAGAAAGAUACUUCGACGGCGGCGGUAGCAGUCUGUGGUGCGGAAGAAAUUGUGGAAAAUGUGUCAAACUGACCCCGACAGGUGGUUUUGUGCCUGGUAAGGGCAACGCACCUCCAAACCACAACCCCGUCGUUUUCCAGGUGACCAACGCCUGCCCUAUUAACGGCAACGAGGAGUGGUGUGGUAUUAGUGGCGCCCCAGGAACAGGUCAUGUGAACAGCCAUGGAUACGAAGUCCACUUUGACCUGCAGGACCAGGUUGGUCAGGUCGAGGCGCUUCACUGGGACAAUCCAGAGGUGACGUGGGAAGAGACCUCGUGUCCUGGCGACCUGCAGUCAAAUUAUCAACAAUGUGAAUGCCACAAUUCGGGCUAAACACGACACGCAAUAGCAGAACUGGAAAAAUGAUUACAUUUCCAUGGUUAUUGCGAGUAAUUUCCGGAUUUGGAAUAAAACUUCAAUGAAUAAUAAAGUUCAUACACAUAAAUAUAAA
Molecule: messenger RNA, 832 nt
Organism: Pomacea canaliculata
Lineage: Eukaryota; Metazoa; Mollusca; Gastropoda; Architaenioglossa; Ampullariidae
Product: endoglucanase-like
Exons: 4
Coding region: 127-714 (195 amino acids)
Source: RefSeq, a predicted model, not a curated record